AUGGCGGCAAAGCGCCUCUCUCCCACUUCCGACGUGGAGCCCGACAGGGCGCCGGCAAGCUCGGGCUCCGAGCCAGAGCCUCCGACCUUCCUCGGCUCAACGGAGGCGGCGCCCGUAUCAACUUACAAGAAGCAGAGGUUGUCAAGGAUUGCGGAGAACAAGAGGAGGAUGGAGGCCCUGGGCCUCCAAAACUUGGCGAGUUUUGUGAUGGGUUCAAGUCGGAAGGCGAGAAAGGGCGACGCGAAGGGCAAAAGGAAGGUUGGCGAGGAUGACGACGACGACAAGGAUGGUGAUUACGCGCCUGCUUUGGACGGUGAUGGUGGCGAUGAUGAUGAUCUCAGCGUCGACGAUGAGGAGGGUAAUCGGGAUUUUGAAGUAUCUGGGUCUGGUAAAAGAAAGGGAAAGAGAAAAGUGUCCAAACCGAAGAAGAAACCUCAGACCAAAAAGUCACCAAAUAAGUUGGAUUAUGUUGAUGAUGAUGCUGAAUUGGCGAAGGCCAUUGUGCUGUCUCUGCAUGAUUCUGCCGAGUUUCAGGAACAGUGA
Molecule: messenger RNA, 543 nt
Organism: Eucalyptus grandis
Lineage: Eukaryota; Viridiplantae; Streptophyta; Magnoliopsida; Myrtales; Myrtaceae
Exons: 3
Coding region: 1-543 (180 amino acids)
Source: RefSeq, a predicted model, not a curated record